CAUUGAUUCAUUUUCAUCUGAGCGGUACUCCUCUCUAGAUUCUCCUGAGCUUUGGUUCAUCUCAUCUCAUAGACAUCCUCUAGGUAUGGCCACCACCAACGGCACAAUUCCUCACGGCGGGGACAGUUCUUCCGAACACCCUCUACCUGCGCCUACGUCCGCCAAUUCCCAAGAUAUCGAAAACCUAUCCGAACACUUCGACCUAACCUCGCUCUCUCCUUCGACGCUGGCCAUCCACGCCGACGACCCUCUCAACGUUGUCCACGACGUCGCCCCUCCCAUCCAUGUCUCCACUACCUUUCGCUAUGACAAAGACCCAUCGCAACUGCGCCCGUAUCAUGAGAGAUCUGAACCCAUCUUUGCGCCCACGGAACACAACUACUCCCGCCACACGACACACAGUACAUCACGCUUGGAAACGAUCCUGGGUGUGCUGCUGAAAAACCCUUGCUUGACAUAUUCUUCUGGGCUUGCGGCGUUCAAUGCAUUGAUCACCUUCUUGAAUCCGAAAAGAGUGGCCAUCGGCGCAGGAUACCAUGGAUGUCACGGCGUGUUGAGACUCCAUCAGCGACUUUCUGGGCUGCAGCUCCUGCCACUGGACUGCAAGCCAGAGGAUCUGCAAGAGGGGGAUCUUCUGCACUUAGAGACACCUGUGAACCCGACAGGACUGGCGUUCAAUAUACAGCAUUAUGCGGACAUUGCGCACUCACGAGGUGCAUAUCUCAGCGUGGACGCCACGUUUGCGCCGCCACCCCUGCAGGACCCCUUCAAGCACGGCGCAGACAUUGUCAUGCAUUCGGGUACAAAGUACAUUGGGGGCCACUCCGACAUGCUCUGUGGUGUCUUGGCGGUGAAACAGAAGGAGUGGAUUCCGAAGAUGUUGCAGGAUCGAGUGUAUCUGGGUUCCGUGAUGGGCGGUUUGGAAGGUUGGCUUGGUGUGAGGAGCGUACGAACCAUGGAGCUCCGAGUAUUGAAACAGAGUGAAACGGCGAGGAGGAUAGUUGAUGCACUCGACGGUGCUUUGACGGGCCAUACUGUCGGCACGGGCCUGUCUCUCUCUGACGCUGAGAUCAUCAAGUCGGUCGUCAAGGAGGUGCAUCAUGCGAGUCUGCAGACCAAAGAUUACAAGACCUGGUUGAAGAAGCAAAUGCCCAACGGCUUUGGCCCGGUGUUCUCUAUCGUCUUGAAAUCGCAGGAGUUCGCGAGGGCGUUGCCCAGCAAGCUCCAUCUCUUCCAUCAUGCAACCAGUUUAGGUGGGAUCGAGAGCUUGAUCGAGUGGAGGACAAUGACCGAUUCGACAGUGGAGAAGGAUCUUCUGAGGGUCAGUGUCGGCAUUGAAGACGAGAAGGAUCUUCUGGAUGACCUGAUCCAAGGCUUCAAGGCCCUGAACGCCAUCAAUGGAACAUCCGGCUAGAUCUCCCUUUCAUAGAAGUAGGGGAUUCUUGAAAGCCAAUUUGGCCUGUUUUCAUAUCCAUUUGGAAGAGUCUUGCCCGUCUGGGUUGGUGUU
Molecule: messenger RNA, 1507 nt
Organism: Cladophialophora immunda
Lineage: Eukaryota; Fungi; Ascomycota; Eurotiomycetes; Chaetothyriales; Herpotrichiellaceae
Exons: 1
Coding region: 86-1414 (442 amino acids)
Biological process (GO): transsulfuration
Cellular component (GO): cytoplasm
Molecular function (GO): pyridoxal phosphate binding; carbon-sulfur lyase activity
Source: RefSeq, a predicted model, not a curated record